This is a messenger RNA of Microplitis mediator, 2078 nucleotides long. RefSeq lists its product as uncharacterized. The transcript is spliced from 2 exons. The record is from RefSeq and is a predicted model, not a curated record. Bases 121 to 1875 code for a protein of 584 amino acids. Lineage: Eukaryota; Metazoa; Arthropoda; Insecta; Hymenoptera; Braconidae.
UUUGUAGGUAGUACAAGAACUGAAAAAUAAUUUUUGGUUGCCAGUAUACCUGUAGUCGUUGCACUGAUCAGUCGAUAGUUUUGUGAUAAAUUAUUUCUCAAGUGAAUUAAAUUAUUAACCAUGGGACGUGAUUCUAGAAAGGUUUCAAGAGAACUUCGGAGUUCUGAAAAAAUUAAUAAGUCGCGUUCAGUCAAAAGAAAGAAUGUUUUUAAUCCGAAAACAGCCGAACGUGAUGAAAGUAUUCAGAGUACAUCUUCUAAAAAAUUAAAACAAAACACUGAAGAUGAUGUACCUGAAGACAGCAGUACUGAAUUUCGAAUAAUAAAUUUUAUUCAGGUAUUCACUGCAAUUUCUGCUCUUAUAAAAUGUAAAAAAUGUGAUGGAAAUGUAGUGUUUCAAACAGCAAGUACACGUGGGCUGGGAUUCAAAAUUGUAGUUGCAUGUAAUAACUGUGGAAAUGAAUAUAUUCCUUCCUGUUCUUUCGUUGGGCAUUCUUAUGAAAUAAACAGACGUUUCAUUUUUGUAAUGAGAAUACUAGGAAUAGGAUACGAAGGAUUGUGCAAGUUUUGCGGCCUGAUGGACAUGCCGUCUUUUUUAGAUAAAUCUACGCAUACAAUUUUACUGAAACAGAUUUUGAAUUGUAGUAAAGCCGUCGCAGAAACCUUCAUGACGAAAGCUGUGAAUGAAGAAAAGCAAGCAAUGCCAACAACUGAAAAUGAAGAUAUAAAUCAUCUAACUGUAUCGGGAGAUGGAACCUGGCAAAAACGGGGAUAUACAUCGUCAUUUGGAGUUUCUUCUAUAAUUGGCUAUUUUACUGGAAAGAUUCUUGACAUAAACAUUAAAAGUGCAUAUUGUAAGCUAUGUGAGUAUUGGAAAAAAAAAACAAAUACUGUUGAGUUCGAGGAAUGGUAUCAAUCGCAUGAAGAUGUGUGUUCUGCUAAUCAUCAAGGGUCUUCUGGGAAAAUGGAGGUGGAUGCGAUGGUCGAAAUGUUUUCGUAUUCUGAAACUAAAUAUGGAGUUAAGUAUGCCAACUAUAUUGGUGAUGGUGACUCCAAGACCUAUUCAGGAAUUAUAAAAUCAGAUCCUUACGAAAAUACAACUGUAAAUAAAAAGGAAUGUAUAGGGCAUGUCCAAAAGCGGAUGGGGAGUCGAUUACGUACGCUGAAGAGUAAACAAAAAGGUCUUGGUGGUCGAGGUAAGCUCACAGGAAAAUUAAUAGACAAACUAACUGUGUACUAUGGUUUAGCAAUACGCCGGCAUUGUGAUUCUAUUGAAAAUAUGAAAUCUGCUAUAAUGGCAACCUUUUAUCACUACGGCUCGAGUGAUGAAAAACCGAAUCAUGAUAUGUGUCCAAAAGGCGAAGAAUCUUGGUGCUCUUACCAGCGCGCUGAAGCAAGAGGAGAGCUUGAUACCUUUUCUCACGAUUAUUCUCCUUUACCUUCUGAUGUUUUAAAAGCUAUCAAGCCUAUAUACGAAGAUCUUAGUAAUGAAAAUUUACUUUCAAGAUGUGUAGGUGGAUUCAAUCAGAAUAAUAAUGAAAGCUUUAACCAACUAGUAUGGAAAAUAUGUCCAAAAACGGUAAAUACUAGUUUUACUAUCGUACAAAUAGCUGCAUACGUUGCUAUGUGUAUAUUUAAUGAGGGUAUAAAUUCAUUAUUAGUCUUGAUGAAUACACUAGGACUUAAUUGUGGGCCUAAUUCUCAUCGGUAUGCAGAAAGAAUGGAUGCUGCACGUAUCAAAGUAGCAGAUAAGCGCGCUAAUGAUAACACCCGAGAAGGUCGAUUGCAACGUAGGCACCAGCAAAUCGAUAUUUUGGAAGCUGCUAUGUCGGCUGAAGAGCUAUUAUAUGGUCCAGGAAUAGAUGACUCAGUAUGAAUCUCCAAGGACUUAUGAUGAUCACCGCAAAGGACUUCGGGAGGAACGGGCUCUACAAAAACAGCGAUAACUUUUUGAAUUAUUAAUUUUUUUUUUUGAAAUUUUCGUGAAGUCAAAUCGAAACGUGUUCUAAUAAAGCUAUGUUUUUAUUUUUGUCAAAUAAAGUAAUUAACUACAAAAAAAAAAUUAUUGAAAAUCAUCAU